Molecule: messenger RNA, 1590 nt
Organism: Debaryomyces hansenii CBS767
Lineage: Eukaryota; Fungi; Ascomycota; Pichiomycetes; Serinales; Debaryomycetaceae
Gene: SRV2
Product: adenylate cyclase-binding protein
Exons: 1
Coding region: 1-1590 (529 amino acids)
Biological process (GO): regulation of adenylate cyclase activity; cytoskeleton organization
Cellular component (GO): cytoplasm
Molecular function (GO): adenylate cyclase binding; actin binding
Source: RefSeq, a predicted model, not a curated record
AUGUCGUCGGAAGAAAAUCAAUUCAAUGUUCAAGGAUAUAACAUUGUUACAAUGCUCAAAAGGUUGGAGGCAGCUACAUCUAGAUUAGAAGAUAUCAGUAUCUUUCAAACUGAUAAUAGAUCAGACGGACAAUCUAUGAGAUCGGUUGGUCAGGGUCAAGGAGCAGCGGCGGCAGGACAAUCGGUGCAAAAGAAUGAAGCUAAGGCGGUCGAAGGCGGCGAGCAGGAAGAAACGGUGCCUAAGUCAGUUGUUGAGUUCAAACAUUUCAUUGAGAAAAGCAUUAUUCCAUUUGUGAAGAGCUCGCAAGCGAUUGACGAUUUAGUGGGAAAGGCAGCAGAGACAUUCGAACAGGCAUUCCAGGAUCAAUUACAGUUUUUGAGCAUUGUGGCCAAGAGUAAGAAGCCUGAGAUGUCGGAUCCGGCAUUUAUGGAGGUUUUGAAGCCAAUUAACGAGAAGAUCGAACAGAUCAACCAGGUCAAGGAUUCUAAUAGGGGAUCGCAGUUUUACAACCAUUUAUGUACCAUAUGUGAAGGGGCUCCGGUUUUAGGAUGGGUUGUGGGUGAUACGCCGAUGUCGUUGAUCCCAGAAUUUAAGGACAGUUCGCAUUUCUGGUCCAAUAGGGUCAUGAAGGAAUACAAGGAGAAAGACCAAAGACACGUUACAUGGGUGAGCCAAUUCUUGAACAUUUUUGAAGCAUUAAAGGUGUAUGUGAAGGAAUUCCAUACCACGGGUCCAUCGUGGAACAAUGGCAAUGGUAAACCAUUAGGUGACGUGUUAGCUAGUGCUAAGGGUGUUGGUGCUCCAAGUGGAGGUGCCCCACCACCACCACCACCUCCUCCUCCGGCCGGGAUCUUUGAUACCGAUAACUCGCAAAAUUCCCAGUCGUCUGCGCCAGCUGGUGGUAUGAAUGCUGUUUUCGCUGACUUAAACAGGGGUGAAAACAUCACGUCUGGUCUCAAGAAGGUCGAAAAGUCCGAAAUGACCCACAAGAAUCCAUCAUUGAGACAAGCGGCCCCACCGGUGUCCAAGAAGCCUACACCACCCAAAAAGCCUUCGAGCUUAUCGUCGAGUCUGAAUCUCGCGGAGCCAAAGAAAAAGCCUGCCAAGAUGGAAUUGGUCGAUGGCACCAAAUGGAUCAUCGAAAACUUCACCGAAGCCGAUGUCCCAUCGCAGCAACCGCUCGUGGUUGAGGCCGAAAUGCAACAAUCGGUCUUCAUUGGCAAUUGCAGCGGUAUCACUGUCCAGGUCAAGGGCAAGGCCAACGCCAUCUCGGUGUCGGAAACCACCAAAACCGGUGUCGUUGUGGACUCGUUGAUCUCGGGUAUCGACUUCAUCAAGUCCUUCAAGUUCGGCUUGCAAGUCGUCGGAACCGUCGCCAUGAUCAGUGUCGACAAGUCGGACGAGGGUAGCAUAUACUUGUCGCAACAGAGUAUCGAUGCCGAUGUCCAGAUCUACACCAGUUGUGCUACCUCCUUGAACGUCAACGUAUUGAAGAACGAAGACUUUGAAGAGCUCGCCAUCCCUGAACAGUUUAAGCACUCCGUCAAAAACGGUAGGUUGGUCAGCGAAGUCGUUGAACACGCCGGUUAG